CGUUCAAAACCGCAUCACGACGUCCAACUACUAACCCCCAGCACACACAUACAACCGCAACCAUGGGAAAAGGCAAGCCAAGAGGUCUCAACGCCGCCCGCAAGCUGCGCAACCAUCGCCGCGAGGGCCGCUGGGCCGACCUGUCAUACAAGAAGCGCCUCCUCGGCACGGCGUACAAGUCCUCGCCCUUUGGCGGCUCCUCGCACGCCAAAGGGAUUGUGCUCGAAAAGGUCGGCGUCGAGGCCAAGCAGCCCAACUCGGCCAUUCGCAAGUGUGUGCGCGUGCAGUUGAUCAAGAAUGGGAAGAAGGUUACUGCUUUUGUGCCCAACGACGGUUGUCUCAACUUUGUCGACGAGAAUGACGAGGUCCUCCUUGCCGGAUUCGGUCGCAAGGGCAAGGCCAAGGGUGAUAUCCCCGGUGUGCGUUUCAAGGUCGUCAAGGUAUCCGGUGUCGGUCUGUCCGCGCUCUGGAAAGAGAAGAAGGAGAAGCCUCGUUCAUAGACAACGAGAGAGAAUGAAAGAAAGGGACUAGACACGGGAGGCCGAGAGGGAGGAAGGGCGGGUAAGGGAAGGGAAGGGGGAAGACGAAGCAUGAAGGGCAUGGGUUUGCAAGGCAAGGCAAGGUCGCGGGAUUCUGGUUUUGCCCAACUCUUCCCUUUCGUCGCCGUCGUCGUCGUCGUCGUCACUUCGUCAUCGGUAUAGCCAUUGUAUGUAUGUAUGCAUGGAGAUGAGCCAGAUGACAACAUGAAAAUAGCUCGCCCAAUAAUCAAGAGCAG
Pseudovirgaria hyperparasitica is the source of this 775-nucleotide messenger RNA. RefSeq names its product ribosomal protein S12/S23. NCBI's taxonomy places the organism in Eukaryota, Fungi, Ascomycota, Dothideomycetes, Acrospermales, Acrospermaceae. Gene Ontology annotation, cellular component: cytosolic small ribosomal subunit; ribosome. Gene Ontology annotation, biological process: translation. The record is from RefSeq and is a predicted model, not a curated record. Gene Ontology annotation, molecular function: structural constituent of ribosome. Bases 63 to 500 code for a protein of 145 amino acids. The transcript is spliced from 3 exons.